Molecule: messenger RNA, 1371 nt
Organism: Adineta steineri
Lineage: Eukaryota; Metazoa; Rotifera; Eurotatoria; Adinetida; Adinetidae
Source: the annotation of a GenBank genome assembly
AUGGAAUUGCGUGUUGGUCAUAAAUAUCGUCUUGGACGAAAAAUCGGUUCAGGAUCAUUUGGUGAUAUUUAUCUUGGAACAAAUAUUGCAUCCAAUGAAGAAGUGGCUAUCAAACUUGAAAAUGUUCGUACAAAACAUCCACAAUUACAUAUUGAAUCAAAAAUCUAUCGUAUGAUGCAAGGUGGUGUUGGUAUACCAUUAAUUAAAUGGUGUGGUGCUGAAGGAGAUUAUAAUGUUCUUGUCAUGGAUUUACUUGGACCAUCAUUAGAAGAUUUAUUUAAUUUUUGUUCACGAAAAUUUUCACUUAAAACUGUACUUUUACUUGCUGAUCAAAUGGUCAGUCGUAUUGAUUUUAUACAUUCAAAAAACUUCAUUCAUCGAGAUAUUAAACCAGACAACUUUUUAAUGGGCCUUGGUCGUAAAGGCAAUCUUGUGUAUAUUAUUGAUUUUGGCCUUGCAAAAAAAUAUCGAGAUGCACGUACACAUCAACAUAUACCAUAUCGAGAAAACAAAAACUUAACUGGCACAGCACGUUAUGCUUCAAUCAAUACCCAUCUUGGCAUUGAACAAAGUCGUCGAGAUGAUAUGGAAUCUCUCGGUUAUGUACUUAUGUAUUUUAAUCGUGGAAGUCUUCCGUGGCAAGGGUUAAAAGCAGCAACAAAACGUCAAAAAUAUGAACGUAUAAGUGAAAAGAAAAUGUCAACACCUAUUGAAGAAUUAUGUAAAGGUUUUCCUGCUGAAUUUACAACUUAUUUGUCUUAUUGUCGUUCAUUACGAUUCGAUGACAAACCCGAUUAUUCAUAUUUACGGCAAUUAUUUCGUAAUUUAUUUCAUCGACAAGGUUUUACAUAUGAUUAUAUAUUCGAUUGGAAUAUGCUUAAAUUUAAUGGUCAACGUUUUGAUCCGAACAGUGCUAAUGAAGAUGGACCAAAUAAAUAUGAAAACAAUGGCUUUGGUGCUAGUGGUAAUUCUCAACAACAAAUGUAUACUAGUACAAACAAUCAAGAAAUAAUAAGAAUAGAAAGUAAUGAUAUGACUCUUGGUCAAACGAUUCAUGAACCAUCGAUAAGCAUGAAUGAUGAUCAUGGUGAAAUACCAGACAAAAGUUUUUAUACGUCAAAAAAACUUUCCAAAUCAUCUUCACAUCACAAUAAUAAUAGUAAAAAAGCGAAUACAAAUAACGAUUCUAUCAAUAAAACAUCAUCAACUUCAAAUGUCUUUAGUCGUCUAAUGCACAGUGUGUAUCGACGAAUGCCUAAAGACUUGCAUAACGUGCAACCACCCAAAUCAACGUCUAAUAAUUCCAAACAACAUCUGCCGAGUGCGACAGAUGCAGGUCGAUCAUCGUCAGCGCGUGUUAAUAAAAAAUAA